GAGUUGAGCUGUUUUGGGGUGAGGCGCACCGCUUUGGGGUGCACAACUUUCUGCGUGUUUGCGCAGUUUUGCAGCGCUUCACACACUCCGGAUAAACCGAAAUAGCAACUUUAAGCUCUGCGCAGCUCGGUGGCACAACAGUCAACUCUGCGGAAAUACCAGCGCAGACCGCUGCACGGCGGAGUUUUCACACAUUUCGCCGUCUCAUGUGUGGUCUAGACUUAGGGUUAGUUACUCGUUGAUGCGGGGAGAAAGUUGUGGACAUGUUUUCCUGGAAGUGCAACGGCUUUACGGAUGCAGUGUGCAACAUUGUAACUACAGCGUAAAUGAGCCUUUUCCAGCCCGUCCGGUUUCUGGAUUAUGUUUUUGUACGGUUGUAAACUCGCCUGUUCGCCAUAUUGUGCGCCGUAAAACUCGAGGGAAAGUUGUCAGAGUUAUGACAUUUGUUGCGCACAAUCCCUUCAUGGAGCUGCAUGCAGUCGACUUUGAUCGAAACCAAAGUGACUCCAUGGAGCUGGCCAUGGAGAGCUCUGCGCACCAUUGAUAAGGUCCGGCACCCUAAAGAGGAUGAGAAGAAUGGACAGCAAACCUCAGAUUUGAUUGCAGAAGGAGGUUUACAUGCUCCCCACCCAGCACUUUCCUUUGGGAUUUAUAUUUCCUCCCAAAUACCUCCCUAUUCACAAUUAAACAAAGACAUUUUCAGCCACAGCCGGUGAACGCACACUACGAAGGCGAUAACUCUGUUUUUGCACACUCAGAGAUCAAGAUUGAGAGCUCUGACUCAAGCAUUUUCAUAACAUUACUAUGAGUCUUCCUCCACAAGUUAAUCCUGACAAGAGCAGCAAGCAUCGGACUGCAGCCAUGAAAGAGCCUGUGCAGCAUUCAGGGGAGGUUUAUUAUGGUAUGGGACCUCCAGCUUUAGAGUCAAGCCACAGUGACUCCGCCAGCGGUUCUGGUGUUUAUAACCCCGAGAAAGGGCCCCAGGGUCUACCGCAUUAUCAACAGGCCGCUCCAGUAAAGUGGAUGCACCAGGAGUCCAUACAGGCCCCCGGCUGGUCUCAGGAAGCUCCUGUGCCAGCCUGGGGGCAGAACUUUGGCUCCUACAUGGGUGGAGUGAACGUCCGGGGUCAGAUGGCGUUCCACAAAGGAGUCCAUGAAGGUGUGGCUCUGCCGAUGGGAGAAAAUCAACUGCAAGCGCCUGUUGAGGUUUACAGAGAUGCCACUCAGGCUCAAGCUCAGGGGAGGGGGCAUGACUGGGAGCAGCAUGCCGCGGCUGCGAUGCACCAGGCUCAGCUGCAAGCCUAUCAGCACGGCCACAAAGGCGUAGAGCUCCAGGGUCAGUCCCACGUGCCGCCUCACACUUUGCAGGGGUCCAUGCUGCAACCCUUCCAGGCAACUUUUAGGCCCAGCAAGCAACAGUUUCCGUCUGGCUAUUACUCGGUUUUUCCGGGCAACAAGGGAAUGCCGAGCCUGGCUUACAGCGAGCAGCCUAAAACGCAGCAACAGCAGCUGCUGCACCAGAUGCAGCAACAGCAACAAAUGCACCAUCAUCAGCAACAGCAGCAGCGACAACAACAACAACAACAACAGCAACAACAGCAGCAGCAGUUGCAUCAACAGCAUCAACUUCAGUUGCAACAGCAGCAGCAGCAGCAGCAGCAUUUGCAGCAACAGCAGCACCAAAUUCAGCAGCAGCACCAAAUCCAACAGCAGCAACAAAUGCAGCAAAUACAGCAACAGUAUCAUCAGCAACAGCUACAGGAGCGACAGCAACAAAUGCAGCAAAUGCAGCAGCAGCAGCAGCAGCAACAACUGCAACAACAAAAUGUGCCACAGCAAGAAACGGCACAACUUCAGGUGCAACCAAAACAGCAACAAACCCAAAACUUUGCGACCUAUCAGCCUCCUGAGCCUUGUCCACCUGAGGCCGAGUCUAAAAAGAGUGAUGUCCAAACAGUGGAGCCGCAGCAGGAAGCAGAAGUCCAAACCCCUGAUGCAUCAGCCGUACCUGAUCCGUGCCCCGAAAAGGAGGCCACAAAUCCUGCAGAGCCGUCAGAUGCAGCGCCAGCCGCCCCUCGACGCUCGCGCCGCCUUUCCAGAGAGGGACAGUCCCCAUUGGGUCCCCCUUCAACAAACAUCUGGUCUCAAGCCUCCAAAGAGCCUCCACUGUCCCAGAAUGGAGUUGCUGGCGUACAGGCUGUGAAAGGAGGGGAAAGCCAAACUACAACAGGGGGAGUCAUCCAGAGCACCCGUAGGAGAAGGAGGGCGUCCAAGGAGAUCAACUUGGAAACUCUCGCUCAGAAGGCAUCAGAAAUGGAGUCCCUGCCUGCUAAAAUAAUCAAGGAAGACGGUCCUUCAGGCAGGCAGGCCACCAUGGUGCCUCUAGUCAUUCCUGUGUCUGUGCCAGUGCACAGGAGUCAAACGGAUCCUCAGGGCGCCUGGCCUCACGGACGACUCGGCCAGGCUGAGCGGCCUGCAGGGCAGUCUGAUCGCAAACCUUCUGUCAUCGUGGCUCGCCGGCGAUCACUCAGAAACUCCAUGACCGAGAGUUACGGCCAGGAUGGGGAGAACGAUCCAGGUCUGGAUGAGGAUGGAAAAUCCAAAUUUAAGCGCCGGCCUCGCCCGGAGCCCCUCAUCAUCCCUCCUCCCAAACCAUCCACCUUCAUCCCUCCAUCCGUUUACUCCAGCAUAACUUCCUACCAGAGCAACCUGCGCUCCCCAGUCCGCCUGCCGGACAACCCCCUCACCCUGCCCCCUUACACGCCUCCGCCCAUUCUGUCUCCUGUGCGGGAGGGCUCGGGUCUCUACUUCUCCACCUUCCUGACCAACAUCGCUGUGAGCAACCAAAUCCUGCCGCCGCCGGCUACACCCAAGACUGCAUCACGAAGUCUCUUGCGCUCCACAAGUUCAGAAAUCACACCGCCGGUCCUGCCCCUGAUCACUGAUGCCACACCUGUUAGCUUUGAACCGCGUAUCAACAUCGGACAGCAGUACCAGGCAGAAAUACCAGACAUGCAAGAUCAACCUUCCUCCCAGCUUGACGUGCACAAGGCUGACUUAGUUUGGCUCCCUCUGGAUGAAUCCCAACUUAAACACGGUGAUCAAGAAAGCAUGGGGGAUUUGAUGAACAUGGCUUGUUCCAGCGUGCUCAGAGGCGGAGGAACCAAUCAGGAGCUGGUUUUACACUGUUUACAUGAGACUGGAGGUGAUUUCCUUGAGACGCUGGAACGUCUGAUGCUUCAGGAUCUUCCAAUCUUCCCCAAAGGCCAUCACCUGACAGGUUAUCACUACUCAGGCUCCGACAGCUGGACUGCAGAAGAGAAGCGCUACUUCAAUAAAGGGAUCUCUGCCUACAGGAAGGAUUUCUUUCUGGUGCAGAAACUGGUGCGGACCAAGACUGUGGCUCAGUGUGUAGAGUUCUACUACACAUACAAGAAGCAGGUGAAGAUCGGUCGCAACGGGAUUUUAACCUUCGGCCCUCCAUAUUCACCAGUGGAUAAACACACUGAGGCCGUGGUGGACGUUAAGGGUUCACAGCAGUCAAAACCGACUCAAGGAGAGACGGAUGGGGAUGUAAAGAAGGAAGUUACUUAUGACCAGAUCCAAGAGAGCAGCCACCAGGCGAGGGUUGCUCAGUCACUACAGGCUCAUGACUAUGCAGGAACAGUGGUGAUGCUCAAAGAGCCGGGCAGUGUGAAUAAGGAGGCUCACCACCCGCCAGCACAUCACAGGUCUCGGGCUGAGCCGGCAGCAAAGAAGAGCAGAGCAGCUCCAACGAAGCCCUCGCAGGAUCCUGAUGCAAUUUUUCCAUGCAAGAAAUGUGGCAGGGUGUUUUAUAAAGUGAAGAGUCGAAGUGCCCACAUGAAGAGUCACGCCGAGCAGGAGAAGAAGGCUGCAGCACUGCGUCAGAAAGAGCAGGAGGAGCAGGCAGCAGCCGCAGCCCGGGCAAGAAAGGCAGCAGCGGCAGCAGCAGCGGCGGCGGCGGCGGCGGCGGCUCAUCAAGGCGGAAACGGAAACGGAGUGACGGAUCAGGCAGAGGUCAGCAGCCAGGAAGAUUCAUCUGAGGGAGAAGAUGACGAUGACGAGGACUGGCACUGAGAAACAAAACGCAAGAGAAAAAUCAAUGAGAAGAUGCAUUGAUGGGUAAAUAGAAGGUAGAGAUGGAGAUUUAAUUAGAAAGGGAGGGAUGAAAAAAAAGAUAUACUGCCCCACGGAGAGCAGAAUAAGCACAAGUCUUCCUGUUAACCCUUCACACUCCUUCCCUGGCUGAUGUCGGCUCUGUGUGACCGUUAUACAACUUUACACCCAUCAGCCAGGAAGUGUCACUUCACGUUUUCACACAUUUGUAUCUCUUAAAUAUUCAGAGGAAGUUUAUUUUUUUGAAAUGCACUUAUCUGUAUGCUUCUGCUUUUGCCAAUAUUGCAUUCUUUUUUUAUAUCCUUUAUUUAAUUGAGUAUAUGUCAAAAUAUUACACAUUUUCAUUGUGUGGACUUGCAAUUGUUAUUUGAUAUUUCACAAGAUAAUCAGGACGACUGUUCAGCAAUAAUACAUCAAGAUCAAAGCAAUCUUUCACUUUAUGGUAGCGGCCCUUUUAAAUAAUGAUAGAAUAAGAGCUUGUAUUGUAAAUCUUUUUCUUAGGAAAGUACUAUGAUGGAUGUUGCAGAUUUCCAUAUGAUUUUUAGGCUGGUUGUACACUUAUUUUUACAACUAAGGGACCUUUAAAAUGAAAAAUGUACAAAAAAGUAUAUAUGAAAUUUCCAUAUAUUUAUGAUACUGCAUUUUGCAAUGAUUUUCGUAAUAUAAAAAAAACUAAUCAUGUCAGCUGCAAUAUGACUUGUGAAUUGAAAAGUUUAUUAAAAUCUCUGCUGUUGUGAUGAAA
Thunnus maccoyii (southern bluefin tuna) is the source of this 4879-nucleotide messenger RNA. It is a transcript of the gene mideasa, whose product is annotated as mitotic deacetylase associated SANT domain protein a. Gene Ontology annotation, molecular function: transcription corepressor activity. Gene Ontology annotation, cellular component: transcription regulator complex; histone deacetylase complex. Lineage: Eukaryota; Metazoa; Chordata; Actinopteri; Scombriformes; Scombridae. Gene Ontology annotation, biological process: negative regulation of DNA-templated transcription; regulation of transcription by RNA polymerase II. The coding region runs from base 805 to 4098 and encodes 1097 amino acids. The record is from RefSeq and is a predicted model, not a curated record. The transcript is spliced from 13 exons.